AAGAAAAUAUGAUCUGGGGUCCCUGGCUAAAAAAUUUCACGUUUGUUGCUGUGAUAUUGACAGAUUUUUGAUACAUAUUCUGAUAUAUUUUGAUGAAAGUUUCAAAACUGUGCCGAAUUAUGUGUUUAUUCCGUUCCUAGAAAGUAAUGAAAAUUUUGCUUUUAUUGAUCUAUAGAUUUUUUGGUCGAAUAUUAAAUAUUUUGAAUAAGUUUUUCAACGCUUCCAAGUUGCGACACCUUCGUGAAAUUGUGGAUGCAAAGGCAGAGUAUCUUGAGGACAUGAGUAGUGAAACAACCUCGUCAAUUGCAUUUGAUGCUACAAAAGGUUACAUUUUCCGACCAUACGAAAUAAAGCGAAUCAAAUACAAAAGCUACAUUAAAAACGGAAGGUCUAGACCAUAUGCUCGUAGUGGCCACAGGAUUGUUUGCGACGAUUCAAAUAUUUAUUGUUUUGGUGGAUUUAAUCCGAAUAUGACAGAGGUCAACGAUGAUGAUGAUGAUGCGUCUUGUCUGUUUCAAGAGCUGUGGAAGUUUGACGUAAUAAAGAGAGAAUGGCACUUAAUCAUGGGACCCAAUAACGAUCUGCCCCAAGAGCUGGCAUCCAAUGCGAUGCUCUUACAGGGAGAUACUUUGGUGGUUUAUGGAGGAACUGGUUUUCCAUUCGGUGUGAAUUGUUCAAACAAGGUUUAUUUCUGUCAACCAGGUAGGAAACCAAAAACAAUGACAGAAAUUGAAAUUAAGGGUGAUAUCCCUCCAGCGCAAUAUGGACAGGCUAUAUUAUAUCAUGAUGGUUUCUUGUACACAAUUGGCGGAACUGAUGGCUUUGAUUAUACAUGUGAUGUAUAUAGAUUAAAUUUAUUGUCUAAAACAUGGGAAUGUGUAUACAUUUGUCGCCAAGAUAUUCGGGACGAUCCUUCAGGCCGUUAUAGACAUGAAAUUGCAUUUGACAACGGAAAAAUUUAUGUACUCGGUGGUGGUACAAGUGAUUCUGCAUUCAGUUUAGCAACCAUCCCCACAUAUGACAUAAAACAAAAUGUAUGGACAUACACAGCUACAAAACCGGAUCCAAAAUUACCACUCCCUGGUGUACCAUCAGCACGGAAGUGUUACUCUUGUGUUCAACACAAAACAGAGUAUGGCACGGAGGUAGUUAUCGCUGGAGGCACCGACGGUCGCUCGUAUUACAAGGAUAUUUGGAAACUCAAUUUGAACUCCUUUGAAUGGCGACUAAUGCAGAAAUCGACUCUACCUUAUCCGUUGUUUUUUCAUGAUGCUGCAUCAAACAAUGAGGGCUGUAUGUAUAUCUUUGGAGGUAUAAAAUUUAGUUUCAACAAUAACGUUCGAACCAAUGUUGUGUAUAAAAUGUGGACAGCUAUACCUAAGCUUAGUGAAAUAAGUUGGGAAGCUAUUUUACACUAUUGGUCGGGUUUGUCAAAGCAGUCGAGGCAACAGCUGCUCGAAAUGGGCAUUCCGGCAAAAUUUGUACAAAGGGUGCAUAAAAUCUAAAUAAAUACUAAUCUAGUAUCA
Molecule: messenger RNA, 1526 nt
Organism: Malaya genurostris
Lineage: Eukaryota; Metazoa; Arthropoda; Insecta; Diptera; Culicidae
Gene: slim
Product: kelch domain-containing protein 10 homolog
Exons: 3
Coding region: 147-1505 (452 amino acids)
Biological process (GO): positive regulation of stress-activated MAPK cascade
Molecular function (GO): protein binding
Source: RefSeq, a predicted model, not a curated record